AUGUCCAGCAACCAUAGCAGCAGAAGUGGAUGUAGGCGCCAACAUGAUGAUCAGAGACUCUUCCAUGAGGGUUCAGGGUACGGCAACGACGGCGGAACCCCGCGCACGGCUGGAAGACAUACCAGCGACCGGCCAUCUAGAGGCAGCCAUUCGGCAUCUAUGUUUGUCGAUCAGUGGGCACACAGCGAUUCUUAUGGCUCGCGACGCCCGCCAGAAGUACGGGCGUACUGGAUUGAGGACAUUUUACCAUCCCGGCCCAUCGGUGACGGCGUUCCGCCACAGCGUGGUCAUCAACAGAAGUCAGGUAAUCAGCAAGGGUCAAGCCGCCAAGACUCCAGCCAUCAAAAGCCGGGCGAUCAUGGCAGUUCACAGCAGCGGCGCCAGUCCCCAACUGGCAUCGCAGAGGGUGAAGGCGUCAACAAUAUGCAGCUCGCCAGGACGCACGCAUCCCGUCCAGAUCAGACCGGGUAUGCACUGCCAAGUCGCUACCCGGACUCGGACAACAACCUGAGCCUGGACUACGUAUUGGAGCAGCUCGAGCGAGAGCUUCAGGCAGCAAGCAGGUUUUAUGGGGCGUACAUUGAAGCUCACGCGAAGCAACUCGCCAAGACCGCUGACGUCGGCCGCAAUGACGAUGUACUCAAUGUGAUUUGGGUACAGGUCGUUUUGGCAAAGAUGAACAACGACGAUAGCGAAGGGAACCGAUUUCAUGACCUAUGUACUGCGAUCCAAAAAAACUUGAAAACCAUCGAGAGAUUGUCCGCUCCUCUGGAUGAGGCCAAUUGGGACAAGCCCGGUGGCGCCCUCGAAAGUGCCAUGAGCAAGCAGAGGCGUGUAGGUUUGAAAGUUCUGGUAGUGCAAGUCCAAGGAAUCACAAUGCUGGCACGCACGGUACAGAGGGAGCGGACGAGUUGCUUGGCCGUGUACAACUUGGUCAAACAGGCCCUUGCGAUGCUCGAUCAGAAAAAUGCAGAGAAUCUUUACCUUUACAAGAAGUACGACAAGGCCGAUGCAGGGCGCCCGGGCAACAAAGCUGACCCCGAGCAAGAGGGGGACGUAGCGGCAGGUGAGUCUUCGAAUGAAUGGAGCCCUCAAACUACCCAAUGA
This is a messenger RNA of Pyricularia pennisetigena, 1107 nucleotides long. RefSeq lists its product as uncharacterized. The record is from RefSeq and is a predicted model, not a curated record. The transcript has a single exon. The coding region runs from base 1 to 1107 and encodes 368 amino acids. Lineage: Eukaryota; Fungi; Ascomycota; Sordariomycetes; Magnaporthales; Pyriculariaceae.